Emys orbicularis (European pond turtle) is the source of this 294-nucleotide messenger RNA. It is a transcript of the gene CTXN3, whose product is annotated as cortexin 3. NCBI's taxonomy places the organism in Eukaryota, Metazoa, Chordata, Testudines, Emydidae. The transcript has a single exon. The coding region runs from base 1 to 294 and encodes 97 amino acids. The record is from RefSeq and is a predicted model, not a curated record.
AUGAUGAAAAUAAGGAAACUGUGGGAUUACUCCUUUCAGCUUCCCUGGACAAUGGAAGGAGAGCCUAUCACCUCUACUUUGUUGCCACCUGGGAAUGUUCCACAAGACGCUAGCUUGACCCUGGAGCAGAAAACCACAUUUGUCUUUGUGAUCUUAUUAUUUAUUUUCUUAGGCAUCCUCAUUGUCCGAUGCUUCCGAAUUCUCUUAGACCCCUACAGGAGUAUGCCCACCUCCACCUGGGCUGACGGACUUGAUGGGCUAGAGAAAGGCCAGUUUGAUUAUGCCCUGGCUUAG